This is a messenger RNA of Morone saxatilis (striped sea-bass), 1418 nucleotides long. RefSeq names its product cell division cycle 34 homolog (S. cerevisiae) a (gene cdc34a). The record is from RefSeq and is a predicted model, not a curated record. Gene Ontology annotation, biological process: ubiquitin-dependent protein catabolic process; protein polyubiquitination. The transcript is spliced from 6 exons. The coding region runs from base 53 to 754 and encodes 233 amino acids. Gene Ontology annotation, molecular function: ubiquitin conjugating enzyme activity. NCBI's taxonomy places the organism in Eukaryota, Metazoa, Chordata, Actinopteri, Moronidae.
CCACAACUAUGAGGUCAUCUGGUUGUGUUUCACAGCAACGCUCGUCACGGUGAUGUAUAACAGAAACUAUGCUGUGUGCGUAGUGACAGAGCUGCACAGCUGGGGACGACGAUCUGGGCUCUGUGGGAGGAAAACAAAUGGCUGGGUGACGGUGUUUGAAGUGCUGCUGUGUCAGCACCUGGCAGCUGUAAUCGUCAUCUUCGUAUUGCAUGCUCGGAUCAAGUUCCCAGUCGACUACCCGUACUCUCCACCUGCUUUCCGCUUCCUCACCAAAAUGUGGCACCCCAACAUUUAUGAGAACGGAGACGUAUGCAUCUCUAUCCUGCACCCACCAGUGGACGACCCACAGAGCGGGGAGUUGCCCUCAGAGAGGUGGAACCCCACGCAGAACGUCAGGACCAUCCUGCUCAGCGUGAUCUCUCUGCUGAACGAGCCCAACACCUUCUCCCCGGCCAACGUGGACGCAUCCGUCAUGUACCGCAAGUGGAGGGACAGCAAGGGCAAGGACAGAGAAUACAUCGAGAUCAUCAGGAAGCAGGUGCUGGCUACCAAAGCUGACGCGGAGCGGGACGGCGUCAAGGUUCCCGUCACCUUGGACGAGUACUGCGUCCGCACCCAAGUCCCGCCCACAGACGACGGCUCCAACCUCUUAUACGAUGACUACUACGACGACGAGGAACUGGAGGACGACGACGAGGACGACAACGAGGACUGUUGCUACGACGAGGAUGACUCGGGCACGGAGGACUCCUGACCUCGUCUCCCCCGUGAUGUCACCUGCCCCUGACCAGACCCUGCCCCUGACCAGACCCCUCCCCCCCUCCGCCCCUCACACCUCCCUCUCUCGUAAUGGACUGAACUUUAAUUCUCUGCCCCCUCUUCUUCCCGAAUCCCGCCAACCCCUCAUCGUCCUCACUUAGCACAGGCCUCCCUGCUCACCUUCUGUCACAUGUGCAGUCACAGUAUGCACACUAAAACCUGAUGCAUCGAAGAAGACAAAGCUACAGAGUUGUUGUUUUUGUUUGUUUCUUACAUGUUUCUUUUUAUUUUUUACUUUGUUGUCUGAGUAGAGGUUGCACACAUGAUGCGCACACACACAGCAGCACAACUCACAGUAAUAGUACCGAGAACUGGUUUAAAUUUCCUUAAAAGCGUUUUAGCUCCAAGACCUACUUCUUGGUUAAGGGAUGCUCCCGCCUUUUUUCUCAACCAUCAUCAGCAGGGUGGAAUGUAACGUCACAGGUCAGAUCAGAGUACAACAAGCGCAGAGCUUUAGCAAAGGAAGUUCAUUCAGGAAAAUAGGCAUAUGUGUGUUUUUGAAAAAGCUGAGUCACUUCCGACUCUGAGCCAUGUUUGUUUGUGUGUGUGUGUGGGUGUGUGUGUGUGUGUGUGUGUGUGUGUGUGUGUGUCUAGUGGGG